Anas platyrhynchos (mallard) is the source of this 7051-nucleotide messenger RNA. RefSeq names its product multiple EGF like domains 6 (gene MEGF6). Gene Ontology annotation, molecular function: calcium ion binding; scavenger receptor activity; protein binding. The record is from RefSeq and is a predicted model, not a curated record. Gene Ontology annotation, biological process: heterophilic cell-cell adhesion. NCBI's taxonomy places the organism in Eukaryota, Metazoa, Chordata, Aves, Anseriformes, Anatidae.
GCGUGUGAGCCAGAGGAGCUGGACCUGGGAAAGCAGGAGGGAAGUUUGGCUGCUCGGUGGAAACGCCGGGGGGCUGCUGGCUCCGUCUCCGGGGCAGCGAGGAGGGAAGGCAGGAUGGCCGCGGCCCCGCAGGUGGGCUGAGCGAGCUCACCGCCUGCUGCUGGGGCAGCCCUCGGGGUUUGGUGCCUGGGGGACACCCCGGGGAGCUCCCCGCUUCAUCCAUCCCCUGCUGGGUGCUGGGUACACGCUGCCUGGCCGCGUGGCACGGGAGCACAGAGCAGCAAAACCCCCAUGGGGCUUCGCUGCUGGAUGGGACCUGGCCCCAGCGAGCCCCCGGGGCUUUGCACCUUGCCGGGAAGCAGAGGCCAGAAGGAGCAGCCAGCCCCACGCUCCUCGCCGCGAGCAGACGGGUGCGAGGAGCCAGGUUUGGUUCUGGCAGCAGCCCAGCGGCGAGCUGCGUCCUGACCACGUCCCACGGACGGGGGAACCGUGCUGAGCCCGACCCGACAGGAGGAAGCCUCCAGGAGUGAUAAAUCCACCCAGCGGAGCCCAGCAGGGAUCCCUGCGUGCCGGAGAGCAUCGCCCGUCGAGGAACGAGGACCUGCCCGUGUGCUCCAGGUGCCCGCGAGGUCUCCGAGCUCCCACUGGUGGCACCUGGGGAGCAGAGAGGAGCCGGAGCCAUGGAGCCUCCUGCGCUCGCCCUGUCCCUCAUCCUCGCGCUGCGAAUAUCCUCGCUUGCUUCUGGGACCAAACUCCAACCCUACAUGCCACACGUCUGCGCGGAGCCGGAGCUGGCGCUGGUGGGGCGCCGGGAGCCCUGCGCCCGGGCGCACGCCCGCACGGUCAGGGUGUGGAGGCAGGACUGCGCGGGACGGAGCUGGUGCACGGGCUACGAGCGCAGGACCGUGUACUACACGGGCUACAGGCAGGUGUACGAGGUGCGGUACCGGACGGCGUACAGGUGCUGCCCGGGGUGGUCCCAGCUCGCAGGCGAUGCCGGCUGCCUGUACCCUGCCUGCAGUGCCGGGGUUUGUUUCAACGGAGGGAAUUGCGUCGAGGGCUCCUCGCAGCUCUGCCUCUGCCCCGCUGGCUUCCAGGGCCCUCGCUGCCAGUUCGAUGUUGAUGAGUGCCAGGUUCACAAUGGGGGCUGCCAGCACAGAUGUGUGAAUACUCUUGGAUCUUAUUACUGUGAGUGCAAACCAGGCUUUCGCCUGCACACAGAUGGCAGGACCUGCAUUGUGGUGAACUCCUGUGCCAUAAACAACGGCGGCUGCGAACACGACUGUGUGCAGGUGACACUGACCCAGCACCAGUGCCGGUGCCGCCGCAAUUACCAGCUGAGGGAGGACGGCAAGCGCUGCGCCCUGAGGAACCCGUGCGCUGACAGGAACGGGGGCUGCAUGCACCAGUGCCACAACCACCGCGGGGCUGCACGCUGUGAGUGCCACCCCGGCUACAGCCUGGCACCUGAUGGCAAGGCCUGCGAAGAUGUGAACGAGUGCCUGACAGGCCUGGCCAUGUGUGCUCACCAGUGCCUCAACACCCGCGGCUCCUUCAAAUGCACCUGCAGCCCAGGCUACGAGCUGGGGGCAGAUGGCAAGCAAUGCUACCGGAUAGAAAUGGAGAUUGUGAACAGCUGUGAAGCCAGCAAUGGUGGCUGUUCCCAUGCAUGCCACCACACCAGCUCUGGCCCUGUCUGUACCUGUAACUUCGGCUAUCAGCUUGAGGAGGACCAGAAGACAUGCACUGAUAUCAAUGAGUGUGACAGCGGAUCUCACUGCUGUCACCAGGACUGCUACAACUACCCGGGAGGCUACGAGUGUGCCUGCCAUGCCGGGUACCGGCUCAGCACCGAUGGCUGUGCCUGUGAAGACGUGGACGAGUGCUCCUCACACAACGGCGGGUGCGAACACACGUGCCAGAACCAGCUCGGGUCUUUCCAGUGCAGCUGCCGGAUCGGAUACAAACUGGACGAAGACCGAAGGGGCUGCAUCUCCAUAGAUGACCCAGUGGAAGCUCUGGAUGCUCAGCACCCCCUUAUCCGCCCGAUCCCCCACGUUGCAAUCCUGCGGGAUGAAUUCACCCAGCUCUUUAACGAGGACUAUGAAGAAGAGGACGAAGAGAUGGAAGCAAGAGGAGAGCACACACUUUCAGAAAAAUUUGUCUGCCUGGAGAACACCUUCGGCCCCGACUGCAGCCUGACGUGCGAGGACUGCCAGAACGGGGGCACGUGCAAUGCUGAGGGGACCGGCUGCGACUGCCCGGCCGGCUGGAGCGGGCUGCUCUGCAACCAGACCUGCCCGGCCGGCACCUUCGGGAGGAGCUGCAGCCAGGCCUGCCGCUGCCAGAACGGGGGCACCUGCGAGCCCAGCACGGGCGCCUGCCGCUGCCCACCCGGCGUGGCCGGGCCCCACUGCGAGGACGGGUGCCCUAAAGGAUAUUUUGGGAAACAGUGCAGGAAGAAGUGCAACUGUGCCAACCGCGGUCGUUGCCAUCGGAUUUACGGCGCCUGUCUGUGCGACCCUGGCUUGUACGGGCGGUACUGCCACCUAGCUUGCCCCAAGUGGGCGUUUGGUCCUGGCUGCUCCGAGGAGUGCCAGUGCGUGCAGCAGAACACGCAGGACUGUGACAAGAGGGACGGCUCCUGCCGAUGCAAGCCCGGCUACCACGGCACGCGGUGCGAGAAGGAAUGUGACCCUGGCUACUACGGAGAUGGCUGCAGGAAGAAAUGCAGCUGCUCCCCAGAAGUGCCCUGUGACCGCGUCACUGGAGAGUGCUGGAAGGAGUGUCCCCAGGGCUACCACGGGGACAACUGCGACCAAGAGUGUCCAGAGGGCAGGUUUGGAGCUGGCUGCCUGCUGCUCUGCUCCUGCAGCGGGGCGCCCUGCGACCGUGCCACCGGGGAGUGCGUGUGCUCGGCGGGCUGGACGGGACACGACUGUGCCCAAGCCUGCCCCAAAGGCCACUGGGGCCUCGGCUGCCAGGAGCUGUGUCCCGAGUGUGCCAACAACGGCAGCUGUGACCCCGCCACGGGAGCGUGCGUGUGUCCUCCGGGCUUCACCGGCAGCCGCUGCCAGGACGUGUGUCCGCCCGGCUGGUACGGCCCUGCCUGCCAGCUGAGCUGCAGCUGCGGGAACGAGGGACAUUGCCAUCCUGUGACGGGGACCUGCAGCUGCGCACCCGGCUGGACGGGCCACGACUGCCAGAGAGCCUGUGACGGGGGUCGCUGGGGUCCCGGCUGUGCCAACGCCUGCAACUGCAGCGGCAGCGACGGGAGCUGCGACGCGGUGACGGGGCGCUGCGCCUGCGAUGCCGGGUACACCGGUGUCCGCUGCGAGGAGCGGUGCCCAGAAGGGUGGUUCGGGGCCAGCUGCCGGCACCGGUGUCAGUGCGAGCACGGGGCUGCGUGCGACCACGUCAGCGGGGCGUGCACCUGCAGCUCGGGCUGGCGGGGGACCUUCUGCGAGCACCCCUGCCCAGAUGGAUUUUAUGGCAUCGAGUGCCGGGAAGCCUGCGAAUGCCUGAACGGAGCCAGCUGUGACCACGUCACGGGGCAGUGCCACUGCCCUCCUGGCUGGACCGGUCCCCGCUGCGGCCACACGUGCCAGGAGGACAGGUACGGCGAGGACUGCAGCCAGCCGUGCCGCUGCUCCAACAACGCCACCUGCGACCACGUCAGCGGCCGCUGCCUGUGCGCGGCCGGGUGGACGGGCCCCACGUGCCAGCAAGCAUGCCCACAGGGUUUCUACGGGACGCGCUGCCGUGAGCGCUGCCUGUGCCAGAACGGGGGGACGUGCGACCCCGCCACGGGGCACUGCGCCUGUCCCGCGGGCUGGACGGGGCUGGCCUGCGAGCUGGCCUGCGCCGAGGGGCGGCACGGGGCCGGCUGCGGGCAGCGCUGCACCUGCCAGCACGGGGGGCUCUGCGACCACCGCGGGCACUGCCUCUGCCCUGCUGGAUGGACCGGCACCGCCUGCGAGAGCCCUUGUCCGGAGGGGCUGUUCGGGGCACGCUGCGAGGAGCGCUGUGCCUGUGGGGACGCGGUGCCGUGCCAUCACAUCACGGGUGCUUGUGACUGUCCCCGCGGCUGGAGGGGCCGGCGCUGCGAGAAAGCCUGCCUGCCUGGGUCCUUCGGGAAGAGCUGCGCCGGCCGCUGCGCCUGCCCCCCGGGAGCACCCUGUGACCACGUCAGCGGGCGCUGUGCCUGCCCGCCGGGAUUCACGGGAGCAGCAUGCGAGAAACCCUGCCCACCCGGCACCUUCGGGGAGAGCUGCAGCCAGAGCUGCCAGUGCGCGGGAGCCACCCAGGACUGCCACCCUGUCACCGGCGCCUGCGUCUGCGCCCCGGGCUACCACGGGCCAUCCUGCCAGCUGGAGUGCCCCGAGGGCUGGUACGGGCCCAGCUGUGAGCAGCCGUGCGAGUGCCAGAAUGGAGCCAGGUGUGAGCGCACCACGGGGACCUGCCACUGCCCGCCGGGCUACGUCGGUGCCGACUGCAGCAUCGCCUGCCCUGCCGGCCGCUACGGCCAAGACUGCGCGCACGCGUGUGCCUGUGGGGAAGGGGCCACCUGCCACCACGUCACUGGAGACUGCCUUUGCCCGCCGGGAAGAGUCGGUCCCACUUGUGAGCAAGGCUGCCCGGAGCAGCGCUAUGGGGAGGGCUGCCUGCAGACCUGCUCCUGCCAGAACGGGGGGCUGUGCAAUGCCACCGACGGGUCCUGCUCCUGCGGGCUCGGAUGGACUGGGAAAUCCUGUGAAUUAGCGUGCCCACCGGGAAGGUACGGUGCCGACUGCCAGCUGCACUGCUCCUGCCGGCACAACGCCUCCUGCGACCCCACGACGGGGGCCUGCCGCUGCCCCCCGGGACACUACGGGCCCCUCUGCGAGCACGGUUGCCCCCCGGGUUUCCACGGGGCCGGCUGCCAGCAGCGCUGCGACUGCGAGCACGGCGCUGCCUGCGACCCCGCCACCGGCCGCUGCCGCUGCCCCGCGGGUGUGCGCGGCCAGCGCUGCCAGGCAGGCUGCGAGGAAGGGACGCACGGGGAGGGAUGCCGGCAGCUCUGCGACUGCGUAGGGAACGCGACCUGCGACCCGGCCACGGGGCGCUGCCUCUGUCCCCCGGGGAAAACUGGCCCCAAGUGCGGCUCAGAGUGCCCGGCGAACAAGUACGGCCCCGACUGCGCCCUCGGCUGCGCCUGUGCCCCCCACAGCUCCCAGUGCAGCGCCAGGAACGGGCAGUGCCGCUGCCUCCACGGGUACAUGGGCCCGACCUGCCGGCAAGCUGUGCCAGCCCAGGUGCCCACCAGGCCCCCGCUGCCCCCAGGGGAGCUGCAGUGGAUGGAGCACUAGGUCUGGCCGCCGCCAGCAGCGCCCUCGGUGCAGGACCCCCUGGAGAAGCACAGGACCUAUUGCUGAACUUGUUUACAAGCCACACACAUUAAUUAGUUCCACCGUGCCAGACGACGCUGCUGCUCUGAGCGAGGCUGGAGUGCUGAGCACCACCAGGGCACCCGGGAGCUGCUGGGGCUGGACGCAGGACCCUGAGAGCCGGUGCCCCUCGUGCCGGACACCAGCAGUGUUUGCUUCUGCUCGGUGGCUGGGAAAUUGCUGGCCUUCACCUUUUGGGUUUGGGUGCUGGGUUUGGGGGGGGGGGGGAGGGAAGGAGGUUUGGGAGGGGCUGACAUUAUAGCCAAAAAUAGGUAUUUAUGCAAGAAUAUUUAUGGGAAGCUGCACAGCAGCGUUGUCAAAGCUGGCGGGUGAACAUUCCCAGCUCUGCGGCGCUCAUGCCCAGUGUGGCACCACGGCACUUGGCUGUUCCCUGACCCUGCAGCCACCCCGUACUGUAAGCUCCCGUUUGCCGUGGGAGAAGGUGCUGGGCUCUGCAGCCAAGAGCCAGGUCCCAAACCAGGGCUUUGCCAGCCCACCUGAGCAUCCCACAUCGCCUGCUGCAGGGAAAAGCGAGCCUGAACCCGGUGCAGUCAGCGUGCUGUAUGGCACGGCACGGAGCGCCUGUGUGGGCUGGUGAAUGCACAGCCCUCGUUAGGUGUCCUCCUCUGUCCUGGCCCCUGCGACAUUCCCCUGUUGUGGUGGAAGCCCAGAGGCUGAGAAGGGGCCGGAGGAGCUGCCAGGAGCCGCACAGCCACAGUCAGCGAGCACGAGAGCGCUGCAAGGCUGCCACCUGCACAGCGGGGACAGUCACUGCCAGGGGAUCAGCCCCGUGACGGGGACCAGCAGCUGCCUCACCCUGGCCCUGUCCAUGGAUUUGCACAAAGCCCCUGGGCAGACACGGCCCAGGACCCGGUGCUGUCGGGGGCACCGGUCUGCGAGCAGCAGUGGGACGCCCCCAGCCCUGCCUUUAAAUUAUUCCCCCAGGGGCCAACUGAAAAUAAUAAAAGAACUGUUUUCUCUUCCGGAGGGAAUUUAUUUUAAUCUGUACAUAACUUGUAAUUUUUUGCUAAUUCUUUUCUUAUUUUAUUUCUUCCUUAACAGUAUUUUUUGCAUUAGAUAUCACUAUUGUGAAGAAAUAAUGUUAAUAUAAGUCUGUAGUGAAGGACCAAACUGGUGUAAUUAAGGUUGUUUGUUGUAUGAUCGAUAACCAGGGAGUAGGAAGAGUUUGUUAACGUGCCAAACGACCCCGAUGAAUCCUGCUAUUCUUGCUGCCGAUUCUCCAGACAAUCAUACGCCGUGUUACCCUUGCGCUCAGGUGCCAGCUGCAUCCGACUCCGGUUCCUAUUUAUUUCCUUGGUGGGCUGGGAAGCAAAAGCAGCCUCUGCCGAGCCAGGGGGACGGGGACGCGCUCGGCCCCACCAGGCUCAUGGUGCCCAGGCAGCCCCGGGUGCCAGUGCCCAGCCCCAUCCCUUGCCCUUCCUAACAAGGAACACAGAAACUUCUUCAAAUUAUAUUCUUUUUUAAACCAUUUUUAUUUCUUACUACAGAAACUUCCUUUUCUCAUGUAGCUCGUGUCUCUCUCCUAGACUCUGUCUCCUCUAAUUUAGCACCGGUUAAAAAUUUUUAAUUACUCCGCAAUUAAGAGAAAUAAACAGAAAGCCUCA